UGUAUAAAUAUCCUACUCGGAGCAUUGCUGGGAUUCAGACGUUGACCUGCGCUGACCGGAGACACUCAGGUGCAAAGAGACUCUCUUAAGAAAGUGUUGUAUUCUGAUGUGCUGAAGAAAAAACAGGAAAGGGACAGAAGAGAAAAACAAGAAGAUAAUAUACUACAAAAGUAAAAAGGGGGCUGUUUGACUGUAGGGUGAUAAACAUCUACAUCUCCGCAAAAGAUCGUCCUCCAAAAUGUGGCUCCAAGUGUCUCUCCUCUGCUUGUUCUACUUGAGCGUGCCCAGCCAAAGCCAGGCCCAGCAGCGAGCCUCGCUCUACCGCUCCAACGACCCCACCGGACAGUGUCAUUACACCUUCACUGUGGCCAGUCCAGAUGAGACCAGCUGCCCCGGGGGCAGCGCAAAACCGGAGAUUGAUGGAGUCCUGUCCAGGCUCACCCUGCUGGAGGCUUUGGUCAGCCGCCUGAUAGCCGGCGUGGACGGGGGCGCCGCGUCCGAGGCUGGUAACGAGGAGGGCCUCCGGGAGGCGUACUCCCAGGUCACAGGGGAGAAAAACCAGCUUCAGCAGGACAAGGAGCGGCUGAACAGGCAGGUCCGGGAGCUGCAGAAGAGGCUGGAAGAGCUGAGCCGCGAGGCAGAGGACCUCAGGAGCAAACCCUGCCUGCAGACACACACCUCAGAGGGGGCUCAGCGUGAGAACAGGCCUGCAAGCGACCCAGCGUAUGAUUCGGGAAACGGUGCCUAUCAGGAGAUGAAGGCGGAGGUGACAGAGGUCCCUGCAUCCCACCUCAUUCCUGACGGAAAUCACAACCUCACAGGCUGUGGGGAGGUACUGUCAGUGGGAGAUCCUGUGUUGCACAGGAAAGCUGAUAGCAUCACGGGCAAGUACGGAGUGUGGCUGCAAGAUCCAGAGCCUCAGGGCCCUUAUUACAGUAACAAGACUGUGUGGCGCAUCGACGCGGUGGGUAAAGAUGUGCGCCAGCUCUUUGCAUACGAAGACAUGGAGCAAUUCUCCCGCGGCUUCCCCAUGAAGGUCCUGGUUCUGCCAGAGCCCGUGGAAAGCACGGGGGCCACCCUGUACCAAGGCUCCCUAUACUAUCAGCGCAGACGUAGCCGCACCCUCAUCCGCUACGACCUGGCUUCUGAGACGUUGGCAACGCGCGCGGAGCUGCCCCACGCGGGUUUCCACGGCCAGCACCCCUACUCCUGGGGCGGCUACACCGACAUCGACCUGGCAGCGGACGAGCAGGGCCUGUGGGCCAUCUACAGCACAAGCAAGGCCAAAGGUGCAAUUGUGAUUUCCCAGCUGGACCCCAAGAGCCUGGAGGUGAAGAAGAGCUGGGAGACCAACAUCAGGAAGAACACAGUGGCCAACGCUUUCGUGGCGUGCGGACGCUUGUACACAGUGUCCAGCUACACGGCGCCCAACACCACCAUCAACUACAUGUUUGACACGGCCACCGGCGAGAGCAAGGCCAUCUCCGUGCCCUUCAAGAACAAGUACCGUUACAACAGCAUGGUGGACUACAACCACGCCCAGAGGAAGCUGUACGCUUGGGACAACUUCCACAUGAUCACCUAUGACGUCAGACUGGGCAGGGCCAGCUAGAGAGUCACUGUCCCGCUUACACGACUGAGCCGCUGCAAGAACGUAUGAGUUAGAUGAGACUCGAAAUAAUACUCGGUGAUCAGCGUACUAAGAUCGCUGCAAGGCUUUGGUAUAUCCGUGCUUCUGAAUUAUAAAAUCUAUUUUUUCUAAUGGGGUUGUAAAUAAGAUGUGCUACAGCAACAAAUGAAUGUUUCUAAAGGAGAAAUAUUAGCCGUGAUAGAGAGACUCGCCGCGAGAGAUUAGUAACAAACAGUAAUCAUGAUAUAAUGAUGAUCUAUAAAAAUGAUAUUUUUGUAAUCUGUUUAUAAAUGUUAUUUAAGUUCCCAAUAAAAUGACUGAAAAUGA
This is a messenger RNA of Mugil cephalus (flathead mullet), 1957 nucleotides long. RefSeq names its product myocilin-like. The coding region runs from base 239 to 1612 and encodes 457 amino acids. NCBI's taxonomy places the organism in Eukaryota, Metazoa, Chordata, Actinopteri, Mugiliformes, Mugilidae. The record is from RefSeq and is a predicted model, not a curated record. Gene Ontology annotation, cellular component: Golgi apparatus. The transcript is spliced from 3 exons. Gene Ontology annotation, biological process: signal transduction; osteoblast differentiation.